Molecule: messenger RNA, 585 nt
Organism: Gymnodraco acuticeps
Lineage: Eukaryota; Metazoa; Chordata; Actinopteri; Perciformes; Bathydraconidae
Product: complement C1q-like protein 3
Exons: 4
Coding region: 1-585 (194 amino acids)
Molecular function (GO): protein binding
Source: RefSeq, a predicted model, not a curated record
AUGCCCAGCCCUGCUAGUAGGACAGAUGAUGGUAAUGCCAAUGAAACACUGUCAUGCGAUCCUGACAUGGGGGAUAUCCUGAGAGAGUUUGGUGCCUUGAGAGAUACAUUUGGAGCUAUGGAAACCAGGCUGAAGGAAAGUGAAACCCAGAUUCUUGAACUGAAGAACAAAGAAAAAACCAACGUGAUAUUCAGUGCAGCAACAGGAGGAGGAGGAAAUUACAUUGGACCCUUCAACACAGACAUCACUUUAAUCUACAGAACCGUGAUCACAAACAUUGGUGGAGCCUACAGUCCAUUCACAGGUGUCUUCGUUGCCCCGGUGGCAGGUGUUUAUUACUUUACCAUCUUCUUUCAUGCUGGAUUGACUCAUGGCACCAACUUACUUCUUUACAAAAACAAUCAACUAAUGCUCACGACCAGUGAUCACGGGUCGACCUCAGACACAGCUGAUAAUGGAGGAAACGCAGUGUUCCUGCAGCUGAAGCAAGGAGACCAGGUGUACGUGCUCAUGACUGAAAACUCCUAUGUUUGGGGGACUGACCAUCAUACAACCUUCAGUGGUUUUCUGGUCACUGAAAUGUGA